UGGAAGUGACGUUGCGUGGGGUGGGGUGCCCAUGCACAAUGGGCCAUGGAGUUCCCGUUCGACGUGGAUGCGCUGCUCCCGGAGCGGAUCACGGUGCUGGACCAGCACCUGCGGCCCCCGGCCCGCCGACCCGGAACCACAACGCCAGCCCGUGUUGAUUUGCAGCAGCAAAUUAUGACCAUUGUAGAUGAACUGGGCAAGGCUUCUGCCAAGGCCCAGCAUCUUCCUGCCCCCAUCACCAGUGCGUCCAGGAUGCAGAGUAACCGUCAUGUCAUGUAUGUGCUCAAAGACACUUCAGCUCGACCGGCUGGAAAAGGAGCCAUUAUUGGCUUCCUCAAAGUUGGAUACAAGAAACUUUUUGUACUGGAUGAUCGCGAGGCUCACAAUGAGGUGGAACCACUUUGCAUCCUGGACUUUUACAUCCAUGAGUCACUUCAACGCCAUGGUCAUGGGCGUGAACUCUUCCAGUAUAUGUUGCAGAAGGAGCGAGUUGAACCACACCAACUGGCCAUUGACCGACCCUCACAGAAGCUGCUGAAGUUCCUAAAUAAACACUACAACCUGGAGACCACAGUCCCACAGGUCAACAACUUUGUGAUCUUCGAAGGCUUCUUUGCCCAUCAGCAUCGGCCCCCCGCUCCCUCUAUGAGGGCGACUCGACACUCUCGCGCUGCUGUGCUUGAUGCUUCGCCCGCUGCUCCAGCGAGGAAGCUACCACCCAAGAGAGCAGAGGGCGACAUUAAGCCAUACUCUUCUAGUGACCGAGAAUUUCUGAAGGUAGCUAUGGAGCCUCCUUGGCCCCUCAACAGGGCCCCUCGCCGAGCUACACCUCCAGUCCACCCACCUCCCCGCUCCAGCAGCCUAGGAAACUCGCCAGAACGGGGUCCCCUCCGCCCCUUUGUGCCAGAGCAGGAGCUGCUGCGUUCCCUGCGCCUCUGCCCCCCACAUCCUACUGCCCGCCUCCUGAUGGCUACCGACCCUGGGGGCAGCCCAGCCCAGCGUCGCCGCACCAGUUCCCUUCCCCGCUCUGAUGACAGUCGAUACUGACAGACAGCUAACCCCCUCCCCUCCCUGGGAGACCCUGGGUGGGCAGAGACCCCUCCCCUCGAGAACCCCAGACCCACUCUUCCAUUGCAUCCCACUGGAUCUAGUGGAACCUGACAGAGCACAUUGAAUUCCCUCUUGCCCUUUUCGGACAACUAGGUUGUCAGGGUCUCAGAUGGCCUAAUACCCUGUGGCUUUUCAUGCCAUAGAAAGCAUCCCUUCUCUCCUAACUUGGUCUCUGAACACUCCCACAGACAGCCUGAAUCGCUGCCAGACCCCAUGGUUGGGUAGCUCAUACUAAGUAUCCAGAGAAGCACACACUGGCUUGCUGUCAGACUCUGGAAUACCAUGGAAGGUCCAAGGGCCUCCUCUGCCAGGGAAGCCUUUUAAGGAGUCUUGUCCAUGGAGUGAAUCCCAUAUUUGCUCUACAGUGUCUACUAGUGGCCCUAAUACGGCUUUGUGCUACCUACCACACUUACUUUCAGCCUGCUGACGCCAGCCAAUGAGCUCUGCUUCAGAGCAGUCAAGUAGGACAGGGACUUACCAGCUCCUUAAAGGGAUCCACUCAACAUUGCCAAGCUCUUCAUUACAUGUUUUGUGUAUGUGUGUCAGGGAACCCGAGCUAAUGUCUGCUUUGGGGGUCUAAAGACACCACCACUUCCCCCAGACCUAGAUUCUGUGAGGGAGUUUUUUUCUUGGCAGUAGAUCCCAGCAAGCACCCUGGGAUCACUCUUAGCCAUGUUUCAGGAGAUAAGCCUGAGUCUCAAGGAUCUGUUAGCUCCCAGAACUCCCUCGCAUCCAUCCCUCCCCAGUAGCUAGAUGCUGAUGUAUUCCUGUCUUGUGAGAUUGUCUUGAGAUGAUGGGGAACCCUUCUCUGACCUUCCAUUCUUCUUUUCUCCAUAGCAAGAACCUUUUUCCCUGCUCCAUAUCCAGGGUAUAAAACAUCCUUCCCCCUCCCUACCCUCUGAGAGUAUGGUAGAUCAGGUACCCCACUGUGUUCCCCCAAAUCCUUGGGAGCAGGAUCUCCCUUUCUCCAGACUCAUUCCCCUUUUCCUUUUCCCUCUCAGUGUUGUCUGAAUAAAGUGUGAAUUCCUUUGUGUUUUUUAAAUGGACAUUUUCAAUGAAAAAAACAGCCAAAAAAAACGAA
Molecule: messenger RNA, 2191 nt
Organism: Hipposideros armiger (great roundleaf bat)
Lineage: Eukaryota; Metazoa; Chordata; Mammalia; Chiroptera; Hipposideridae
Gene: ATAT1
Product: alpha tubulin acetyltransferase 1
Exons: 11
Coding region: 46-1047 (333 amino acids)
Biological process (GO): alpha-tubulin acetylation
Cellular component (GO): microtubule
Molecular function (GO): tubulin N-acetyltransferase activity
Source: RefSeq, a predicted model, not a curated record